This is a messenger RNA of Python bivittatus (Burmese python), 877 nucleotides long. Its product is annotated as hemoglobin subunit alpha-A-like. NCBI's taxonomy places the organism in Eukaryota, Metazoa, Chordata, Lepidosauria, Squamata, Pythonidae. Gene Ontology annotation, biological process: hydrogen peroxide catabolic process; oxygen transport. Gene Ontology annotation, cellular component: haptoglobin-hemoglobin complex; blood microparticle; hemoglobin complex. The record is from RefSeq and is a predicted model, not a curated record. Gene Ontology annotation, molecular function: organic acid binding; oxygen binding; haptoglobin binding.
GGAGCCAGGGCUCGAACCUGCCAAGAUGGUGCUCAGCGACGAGGACAAGACCAGGAUCCGGGCCGCCUGGGCCCCCGUGAGCAAGAAUGCCGAAGUCUAUGGGUGUGAGGCCCUUUACAGGAUGUUCCUAUCGUACCCCACUACCAAGACCUACUUCCCCCACUUCGACUUCAGUCUCGGCUCCAGCGACCUCAAGACACACGGCAGGAAGGUGAUCGACGCGCUCACUGAAGCUGUCAACAACCUAGACGAUAUACCGGGCGCCCUUUCCAGGCUCAGCGACCUGCAUGCCCACAAACUGCGCGUGGAUCCCGUCAACUUUAAGCUGCUGAGCCACUGCUUACUGGCAACCAUGGCCGUUCACAACAACGGGCCCCUCAAACCUGAGGUGCUUUUGUCAGUCGACAAGUACCUGUCCGACAUCGGCAAGGUGCUCAUCUCCAGGUACCGCUAGACGGGAAGCAUGCGCCCUGCCUGUGCUCUGAAACAAUGACCCUCCUCCUCUCUGCAUCUGCGAUGAGAACCCUGUCAGCAUCUCUUGCCUGCAUCUCUUCUACUCCACAGGGUUCACUUGUGGAACCCUAGUUUGAGUGUCUCCUGGAGCCUGAAUUGCUAGUUGCCCUGUAGCAGAAUUGGCCAAGCUCAAAGCCAGGCCCAAGCCGUCUGCAGUGGGACUGAGCAGCCGAAGAUCUUUUGGGGGGGCGCCUAAAGAUGUGGAUAAUCCUCAACCGUCCUAAUGUCAACCACCACCGUUAAUUUCUGAGCUGGUUCUACUCCCACUGUUGUGCAAAUUAUUGAUUUCAUUGCUUUCUCCCACUUGUUGAAUCUCCCUUAUUCAAACAAAUAAAGAAAAGCACAGGAAAAGAGGUGAAUGGCA